Messenger RNA from Taeniopygia guttata (zebra finch), 906 nucleotides. NCBI's taxonomy places the organism in Eukaryota, Metazoa, Chordata, Aves, Passeriformes, Estrildidae. The record is from RefSeq and is a predicted model, not a curated record.
AUGUCCCCACCUGCCAUCUCACCCACUGAAGGAGAUGAUCUCUGUGAGACAGAUGUCACCAGCGUGGCCAUUAACAGUGUGACACUGCUCAUCUGCCUCUGUGGGCUGGCUGGGAAUGGGGCUGUGCUCUGCCUCCUCCGAAUGAAUAUCCACAACUGUGACAUCUUUGAUGUGGCUGUCAUUGACUUCCUCUUCCUUCUUCUCACAGUCCCCUCUGCCCUGCUCUCCCUGGUGGAGGACAUGUCCUGCUCUGCUGUUGUACCUCUGCUGUACCUGAAUUUUCUUUUCCACCUUUCAGUGAUCUCCUGCUACUGGGGGCUAUACUGGCUGGUACCCAACAACCCUGUGUACUAUAUAGUCAAGCUCUUUCAGACCUGCUGCCGCUGCAAACUUCCUCUGCGCCUGAUGUGGUUGCUGGCCAGUGUCCACCACUGGGCCUUCUUUGCUCUCUUCGCUGUCAUGCCUGCAGUGACAUCCCUGUGCCCAUCACACCAGCUGGAGCUCUGCCGGGCAGCUUUCAUAUCCAUGAACUCCAUCAUCCUGCUCCUCUUGGCUGCACCCACGGCCAUUUCUCUGAUUGUCAACUUCAUUAAGGCCAAGUGGGGCUCCCAGCAGCAGCAACCCAAGAGACGCGACAUCGCUAUCGCCCUCAUUGUGCUCCUCACUCUCCUCCUCAUUUUCUGGAAUUUCCUGCAGCAGCUCGGUUAUAUCCUUGUGCCCUCCCAGGCUGUUUUCCUGCUUAACUGCAUCAACAGCGGCAUCAAACCCUUCAUCUACUUCUUGGUGGGGAGGUGCUGGAGGCCCUGCUCCGUGAGAUCCCUCCGGCUCUCCCUCAGGAGGGUGUUUGAGGAGCCAGAAGAAGACACUGCCCACAAAAAUGAUCCAACCAUGGACACAGAGGCCUGA